CACGAGUUGACAAAAAAGUGACAAAUAAAGCACAUGUGGGAGCUUCUAUAUGUCAAGCAUACCUCACAGAAAAGGUUUCAACAUUUUCUUCUUUCUAUUUUGAAAGAGAUGUCAUGACUAGGAGAAAGAGGCCUGCUCGAAAUGACGAUAUUGAUGAGGCAUCAUAUGAGCAAAUGGUUUCAACCUUCAAUUAUCUUGGGAGAGGUUAUGGGAGAAACACACAUCGUUAUAUUGUUGGAGAUGAGUUCCGAAUUGCGCACACCUACAUUUUAAUGAAUUGUCCGGAGGUUAUUCCGUUUUAUAAUGACUUUAGAGAAGAUCUUGUUGGUUAUUCAAAUGAAGAGAUUGAUUUGAUGAUAGACACUAAUUUUGCAUCAUGGUUCAGGAACACGAUCCUCAACAAAGCUAAAUAUUCGACUGUUGAUCCCUUUUUGGAAUCAUUAGCAUGGGGUCCUGAAACAUUGGUCAAAUGUUGGUCUAUAUAUUUUGUCAACGGUUACAAAUAUCAUACCCGUGCCUAUGGAAACAAUAAACCCACAAUAAAUAGCGGAGUGUCUGUCCCGACUUGCAGUUAUGAUAACUCAGAGACAAUUUUUUUUGGAUAUCUAGAUGAGAUAUUGGAGAUGAAAUUGCCUGGUCAAAAGGAGUUAUCGAUUGUGCUUUUUCGAUGUACUUGGGUAGAUCCUGUGAGGGGGGUGAAAAAGAAUCACAAACAUAGCUUACUUGAUGUAAAUCAUGCACGGGUAUAUCAGAAAAAUGAGCCAUUCAUUUUAGCUCAACAAGCAGCCCAAGUGUAUUAUGCUGAUUAUCCGACGACACGUCAAACAAGUUCUCCAUGGGUUUGCGCAUGCACAAUUAGACCAAGAAAAAUUGUUUCUCAUGCGCAACAUAAAAACGUUGAUAUUGAUGUUUAUCAACAAGAAUUUUUUGAGCCCCCCAUUCCUGACACCAUGAACGGGAACAUUUUUUUAGAAGAUUCUACUGGUGCAGAAAUAGACCUUGACCUUAAUGACGCCAAUGAUGGUCCAGAUGGAAUUCAGUACGAAGAAGAGUGGAACUUUCUCACAGAUGACACAGAUGAAGAAGAUUAUGUUGACAAUGAGGAAUCUGAAGACGUAGAUGAAUAAUUUGUAUAUCUGUUUUUCCUAUUACAUUUUAUCUGCACUCAAUGUACUUUUAUUAAAACAUUAUUGUAUUAAGAUGUUUUUACUCCAACUAAAUUGUAUUAUAAUAAUAGUAAGAUAA
Molecule: messenger RNA, 1245 nt
Organism: Cuscuta epithymum
Lineage: Eukaryota; Viridiplantae; Streptophyta; Magnoliopsida; Solanales; Convolvulaceae
Source: the annotation of a GenBank genome assembly